Molecule: messenger RNA, 1845 nt
Organism: Ziziphus jujuba (common jujube)
Lineage: Eukaryota; Viridiplantae; Streptophyta; Magnoliopsida; Rosales; Rhamnaceae
Product: zeatin O-glucosyltransferase
Exons: 1
Coding region: 124-1572 (482 amino acids)
Molecular function (GO): UDP-glycosyltransferase activity
Source: RefSeq, a predicted model, not a curated record
AUUCAAAAUCGUCAUCUACAACAUUAAUUGAAAAUUAUAAUAAAAUGAAUACAAAUUAACUCCUUUUUCAUGCUUACAUAAGCAAUAACGCACUACCAUCCAAGUCCACCCACUGUUUAAAUAAUGUGCAAAAGAAGUAAAACCUUUACAAGACUAUCAAUGGCUACCGCUGACCACCACAAUGCCAUCGAAAAAACUUCUGUUAUCGUGGUCAUUGUACCAUUCCCGGUACACAGCCAUUCGAACCAGCUCUUGCAACUCUCCGCUCUCAUCUCUUCCUACAACGUACCAGUUCAUUACGCUGGCUCUGCUUCCGAUAAUUCUCAGGUCAGAGCUCGAGCUUCUCAUGGUUUGAAUCUCUCAGAAAUCCAUUUCCAUGACUUCCCAAUUCCUCCUUUUGUCCCCCAUCCAACCAAAAUUCCCACCGAGAAAUUCCUUCUGCCAUAUUUCCAUGCCGUCGAACAGCUUCGCGAACCGGUUGGUGAUCUUCUUCGUGAUCUUUCAACAAAAGCAGAGAGAAUCAUCGUUAUACAUGAUUCUAUAUCUUCUUCUGCAGUACAAGAUGUAAGUUCUAUUAAAAAUGCAGAGUCCUAUACUUUCCAAGCCACUACUGCGUUUAGUAUUCUGUGCUUUGUUUCUUUGGAAUUUGGGAGUAAGUUCCUUCCAAUUCCAAAAGAAGCUGAAAUUGUUAGUAGUGACAACCCAAUUGAGAUUCCAUCAACUGAAGGAGCUUUUAGUUACGAAACUGCAAAUUUCAUCGCUAACCAACAGCAAUUUAUGAGAUAUGCAGUCGGAGAUCUCUACAAUGGUUGCAGAUUGAUAGACGGUGCUUUCCUUGACCAUUUUGUCAAGAAUAUACAGAACAAUAUUAAAAAGGCUUGGUCAAUUGGGCCUUUACACCAGUAUGCAAAAACAGAGAAUGGAAUUGGAAACUCCAUUAAUGGCAGAGAUAAAUGCUUGGAGUGGCUGGAAAAACAAGAACCAGACUCUGUCUUGUACAUAUCUUUCGGAACCACGAUUUACAUGGCAGAUCAUGAUCGGCAGCUCAAAGAACUUGCAAUUGCGUUGGAACGAAGCGAGACUAAAUUCAUUUGGGUAUUUAGAUCAGAUGCAGAUAAUAAGAAAGAAGAAGAAAUACUACCACAGGGUUUCGAGGAGAGAGUGAAAGGAGUGGGAAUGGUGGUGAAAGAUUGGGCUCCACAGCUUGAAAUUCUGAACCACCCAUCAACAGGUGGGUUUUUGAGCCACUGUGGAUGGAACUCGACCUUGGAGAGCAUUAGCUAUGGAGUUCCUGUGGCGGCUUGGCCAUUGCAUUCGGACCAACCCAUGAAUGCUCUGUUCAUAACAGAGGUACUUAAAACUGGUGUGAAUGUAAAGGAAUGGGCACGCAGAGACCAAGUGGUGAGCUCGUCGGAAAUUAGCAAGGUUUUGAGGAGAUUAAUGGGUUCGGAAGAAGGAGAUGAGAUAAGGAAGAGGGCUAAAGAGUUGGGUGCCAAAGUUCGAAGUGCUACUGAUGAUGGUGGAGUUUCUCGAUUGGAAUGCGAUUCUUUCAUUGCCCAUAUUACUAGAUAGAGCAUGGAUUUAUAUAUGUGAAACAUAUUCAAACUUGUAAUCAAUCAAACGAUCUGUGUGUGUCCAUCUUUAUAGGGAGUAGUAUUCAAACCUCUGUUUUCUAGGUGUGAAAGUCUCAAAGUGCUUUACCAAUUCAUCUGUUGGCGCAUGGGCAACUUUUGUUUGUGUUGAUCCAGCUGCUUUCUUGCAGCUUCUUCUGUUUGUAUUUCAAUUGAAAAUUGCUUAAUAUAUUUCGUGCAAAUGCUCUGUGAGUUUUUAUUUUGGCUAGAGAAA